Molecule: messenger RNA, 3652 nt
Organism: Zootermopsis nevadensis
Lineage: Eukaryota; Metazoa; Arthropoda; Insecta; Blattodea; Termopsidae
Gene: Gart
Product: trifunctional purine biosynthetic protein adenosine-3 Gart
Biological process (GO): adenine biosynthetic process; 'de novo' IMP biosynthetic process
Cellular component (GO): cytosol
Molecular function (GO): phosphoribosylglycinamide formyltransferase activity; phosphoribosylamine-glycine ligase activity; metal ion binding
Source: RefSeq, a predicted model, not a curated record
CAUUCACUGGAAUUUUACCAAUUAAGUUACGAUUUACCUUUGAUAAAAGUAAUAUUUGAAAUGGUACAAAACAUAUACAUAAAAUUAUUAGAAUAUGCUGUGAUGGUCCAGAAAGACGAGGAUGAGCCCCCAGUUAUUAGGUUAUCCUGAAGAAGUCUGAAUGUAAGUUGUUGCUGUCUGCACAUUUGAAGAGAUGGCAAAUGUUCUGGUAAUUGGUAGUGGAGGUAGAGAACAUGCAAUUUCUUGGAAACUGGCACAGUCAGAUGAGGUCACAAAAAUUUAUGUUUCUCCUGGUAACGCUGGUAUAUCUCAAGUUAAUAAAGUGAUAUGUGUGGCACUGGAUAUCAAGGACCAUGAGGCUGUUGCUUCAUGGAGUAAAGAAAACAAUAUAGGUCUUGUGGUGGUGGGACCUGAAGUUCCACUAGCAGCUGGAAUUGCUGAUGUAUUACAUGCAAAUGGAGUAAAUUGUUUUGGUCCAGGCAGAGAUGCCGCUCGUAUUGAAUCUGAUAAAGACUGGGCCAAGAGUUUUAUGGACAGGCACGGCAUUCCGACAGCAAGAUGGGGGGCAUUCACAUCAGCUGAUAAAGCUAAAGCAUUUAUUGUAAGUUCCAGUUUCCCAGCGUUAGUAGUGAAAGCAAGUGGACUUGCAGCGGGAAAAGGAGUUAUAGUAGCAUCUUCACAGUCUGAAGCAGGCAAGGCAGUGGACAGCAUUCUGACAGAUCACAUACUCGGAACUGCUGGCAACACUGUGGUUGUAGAGGAACUGCUGGAGGGGGAAGAAGUGUCGGUCCUUGCAUUUGUGGAUGGAUCAAAUAUAAGUGUCAUGCUCCCAUCACAAGAUCACAAACGUCACAUGGACGGUGAUACUGGGGCCAAUACAGGGGGCAUGGGUGCAUACUGUCCAUGUCCACUGAUCUCAGAGUCUGAUCUGGCCAAAGUUAAAGACACAGUCCUCCAGAAGGCAGUCAAUGGGCUGAGAAUGGAGAAGACUCCAUUCACAGGAGUUUUGUACGCAGGUCUUAUGUUAACAAAGAAUGGCCCAAAAGUCCUAGAAUUCAACUGCAGGUUUGGAGAUCCAGAGGCACAAGUCAUAUUGCCCUUGCUUCAAUCAGACUUAUACAAAAUCAUGUUGGCUUGCUGUGGGGGUAAGCUAGACAAACACGUGUUGCGAUGGAGACCAAAUACAUAUGCUGUUGGUGUAGUGAUGGCAAGCCGAGGCUAUCCUGAGUCAUCAUCUAAAGGAAAUAUUAUAACAGGUCAUGAUGUGGUUUCAAGAAGGCCUGAGCAUUUAGUGUUCCACUGUGGAACGACUAUAUCAGCUGAUGGAAAUCUCGUUACAAAUGGUGGAAGAGUAUUGAUUGUUACCGCUAUAGCAAGUGAGCUCAUGUUAGCAGCUGCGAAAGCAACGAUAGCUUGUGGGACAAUUGUUUUUGAAGGAGCCCAAUACAGGACAGACAUAUCUCACAAAGGAAUUGCGAGAUCAUUACUCCAGGAAGGCUGUCUGUCGUACAAGGCUAGUGGUGUGGAUAUUGUAGCAGGGGAUAAUUUGAUUAGGAGAAUUAGGCCUGCAGUAGCUCAGACAAAUCGUAAUGGAGUUCUUGGUUCAAUUGGCAGCUUUGGAGGCUUGUUUGAUAUUAAAGCUGCUGGCUACAAGGAUCCUGUUCUUGUUUCAGGCACUGAUGGUGUUGGAACAAAACUGAAGAUUGCUCAGGCCUGUGGGCUGCACUCGACGGUAGGCAUUGACUUGGUAGCUAUGUGUGUCAAUGACAUCCUGGCCCACGGAGCAGAGCCAUUAUUUUUUCUUGACUACUUUGCUUGUGGUGUCCUAAAUGUGGAUGUUGCAAGCCAAGUGGUGACUGGAGUUGCUGAAGGUUGCCAAAGGGCAGGUUGUGCUCUUGUUGGUGGAGAGACAGCAGAGAUGCCUGGAAUGUACGCAGGGAAUGAUUAUGACUUGGCAGGUUUUGCAGUGGGUGCAGUUGAGAGAUCCAAACUUAUUCCCAGCACAGAUAAAAUUCAGGAAGGAGAUAUAAUCAUUGGAUUAGCAUCUAGUGGCGUUCAUAGUAAUGGUUUCAGCCUUGUUCGCAAGGUCUUGGAAAGAUCUGGGUUUCAGUAUUCUGACCCAGCACCAUUCAGCACUUUUGGAAAAUCAUUUGGUGAAGAAUUUCUGACUCCAACAAAGAUCUAUGUAAAAAGCUUACUUCCAGCUGUGCAGAGUGGAAAAGUAAAAGCAGUGGCACACAUCACAGGUGGUGGGCUGACGGAAAAUAUUCCUCGUGUUCUACCAAAAGGCUACAAAGUUCAGAUUGAUGCACUAAAAUGGAAAAUACCACCAGUAUUUGGUUGGUUGGCGGCUGCAGGUGGCAUAAAUGCAUCCGAACUUCUUCGGACAUUUAACUGUGGGAUUGGAGUUAUCAUUAUUGUGAGUGCUUCAGAUGCAGAGGCUGUACUUCAAUUAAUUGCUUGUGAAACGCCGUGUACUAUCGGAACUGUGGAGUUACAAGGUGAUAGAGAUGCAAGUCAAGUUAUAGUUAAGAAUUUUGUCUCUGUAAUGGAGACAGUAAUGAGACCAUUUGUGAAUUCAGUCAUGAGGGUGCAUACCCGCAACAGAAAGCAAGUUGGGGUUCUUAUUUCUGGCAGUGGCACAAAUCUUCAGUCUCUUAUUGAUGCUACCAUUGAUCCGGGCAAAGGAACAGGUGCUGAGAUUGUAAUAGUCAUCUCCAACAAGCCUGGAGUACAAGGACUUAUAAGAGCAAAGAAUGCUAACAUUCCUACAAAGGUCAUUCCCCACACAGCGUAUAAAUCACGUCUUGCAUUUGAUAUGGCUGUACAUUCAGAAUUAACGGCAGCCGGAGUGGAAAUAGUGUGUUUGGCUGGUUUCAUGAGAAUACUGACUGGUGAUUUUGUGAGGUUGUGGCGAGGUCGACUUAUUAACAUACAUCCAGCUCUGCUACCUUUGUUCAAAGGGACGCACGCUCACAGACAGGCACUGGAAGCCGGUGUCAGAAUCACUGGCUGUACGGCGCACUUUGUAGAGGAGGAUAUUGAUGCUGGGGCUAUACUAGUACAAGAAUCAGUACAAAUUGAAGUGGGAGAUACUGAGGAAAGUCUUCAGGAACGUGUCAAACUGACUGAACAUAAGGUGUUCCCUAAAGCUCUUAUGCUGGUAGCUACAGAAAAAGUUUUCCUUAAUGAGGCUGGAAAACUAGUAUGGAAAUAGUGAAUCUCAGGGAAAGUGAUACAGACUGUGCUACUCUGGCCAUGUCCUGCCCAGCGUAUGUCAUCAGCAGCUGAGCCUAAUGCAUUCACCAUCGUCCUCCCAAGUAUUUACAACUUGGUCUGUCAAGUGCCUUAAAAAUAUUUCCUUCUUUGGAGGCAUUCCUAAGCAUAAUCUUAAUCUGGGAUACUGUCUUAUAAUCUUCAUGGAAUCCUGUCAUAGUUCCUCCAUCUUGUGAAACAUUCCUUCCAGUUUGUUCCAUAUUGCAUAAAAUCUUUUUUGGUUGUAUGAAUAUUACCUAUUUUUUAUACAUGUAAUGAAUAUUUGAUACUUUUAUAUGUUUAUGUUAUACUUUGCAAACAUUCUUACAUUUCAUUUGUUGUUAUAUGAUAUGUUAUAGUAAAGUAAUAAACAUUGAUUUUCACUCACAGAAAGGUA